Schistosoma haematobium is the source of this 5786-nucleotide messenger RNA. It is a transcript of the gene RUSF1, whose product is annotated as RUS member 1, variant 2. The record is from RefSeq and is a predicted model, not a curated record. Lineage: Eukaryota; Metazoa; Platyhelminthes; Trematoda; Strigeidida; Schistosomatidae. The transcript is spliced from 13 exons. Bases 3828 to 4571 code for a protein of 247 amino acids.
GUCGUUAAGAGCCUAAACAAAAUCAUGACUGCGUAGGAGUUUUCGAUUGCCUUUAAAGUUCGAGUGCUUAAGGCAAAGUCAAAAGAUGUAUUUUAACUGUCGUUUUUUUAUCUUAUAUAUUUUUAAUUAUUAUCUGCAAUGGGAAACAGUGUAAUUGAGGCCAAUUAAAAAUGGUAUACAACAAUGUAUUAUGAGUAUUCAGUUUAUAGUGAGCACUCCAUGUGACCCUGAUUAAGACAUUUUACUUGGGCCUCGCCAUUCACUUUUUGAUGCAACCUCUUGUGAAUCACGCAUCAAAGAGCAAACACAGUCUAGGCUACUGGUCAACCCUAUUAGUAACGCUCUUCUGAACGAUGUAAUUUCAGCCUCUUCUGUAGAAAUUUUCAAGAUAAGGCUUAACAACCAUGUCAAUAUCUGAGGUUAACAUUUAUUGCUUUGAAUGGCUGUUACCUACAUGAUUUGAUGGUGACCGAGGCUUUUUCGCGUACUAGUCUUGCCGCAUUUCUCGCGAUUUAUCUAUUAUUAUUAGUAUCUUUCUACAUCUCCCUUUAUUGUUUAUCACCUCCGUUCGGUUUCCAUUUGUUUUUACAUGUAGUUGUUUGUUUUUUUUACGAUCAGUCAAUAAAUUUAUUUCAAACUUGUGUACUACAUCUAAUAGUAUUCUACUUUUAAGGUACUUCAUAAUACAACUUACUAGUUGGCUUCUUUAUAAAAAGGUAUUUCCUGGUUCCAUCAAACCCAAUGCCAUUGAACAGACACAUUUAUUUAUAAUGGAGAUAUACUAGCCUUCAAAUAAGUCUGAUUUAAUGGGAUUAGUGCAGGUGAUUGACUAAACUACCUACGUUGGUCGAUACUCGAAACCAAGAAUAUUACCUUGGCACUAAAAAGCAAACGGUAUUAAAAUAAAAGAUCUACAUUAACUUCUCACGAAAAUAUUACAUACUAGAAUAAGAGAAACUCGAGCUAUAGUCGAAGUUCUAGCACUUGUGCGUACACUUUGUUGAUGACUACUCCGAUAAAUAAAAGAUAAUCUCAGGUAAAAUAAGGGAAUUUUAUAUAUAUUGAGCAGGUGAGUAUAUAUCUACUAAGCCUUGAGUAAUAGCACUUUGAUUCCUGCAUCUGUGACUGAGGAAUUUUCCGAGUGAGAGAGACUUAUGAAACUCCUCAUUGUCUUUAAGUCUAUCAUUUUGGCUAGCCAGAAACCUCUGUUCCAACUUAGUGGGCCACAUGUAGAUGUAAGCAACACUAACAAAGAUUUAUCAGGAUAGAGCAUGCGGGCAAAUAACUUUGCUGCUGUUCCAUGUUCACUCAAGAUAGUGAAAAAUGUAAAGACGCACAAAUUUGAAUACUCUAACUUCAAUGCUUCUGUGUAAAAGAAUUGAUGACUUUAUUUCACCAGAUGUCUAACUCAAUAGUGUAUUUCAGAAAUUACUUUAAAAAUCAGUGUAUUUAGUAUUGAAUCAUGUGUAAUAUGAGGGUAAUUGAUCAAUUAAAUCAAUCCAAUUAGUGCCUAACGCCUCAAGAGAAUUAUUGCUUGUGAAACGUUUCUAAUGUGUAACUACUUAAGAUCGUACCCCAAUGUAUACAUACAUAAUUUUUAAUGCACUGUCAAGAAUAAAAACAACACGAGUCCUAGUGUAGUCACGAAAAAACUUCAUUUUAUAUUCUUUCUUUAGACUAGUGUUUUCCACAAUAUUCAAUUUGAGUUAUAAAUAAAUCUUAUUGAGAGGCUUUUUCCGAUAAUUAACAACAACGUGAUAGUUACUUGUUUAUAAUUGUCCAAUGACUUCAAAAAUGUUUGUUGAAUCAUACGGUGAUGAAGUUUCUCGUGUAUUUACAUUGGAGAAAAGUCAAAGUCGAUCAAUUAGCUCAUUAUUUGAUCUACACUUAUCAUGGGUGACUUUUAAGAAGUUUUUUCUUCCUGUUGGAUAUCCAUCUAGUGUUAGCAAUGAUUAUUUAGAAUAUCAAAUUUGGGACACUAUACAGUUAGUGUACCGUUAUGAUAAUUGGGUUCUUUGAGUCCAAAACACCUCUCUAGGAUACGUACUCGGCUUUCAAGAAGUACUAUUGGAUCGUGGAUUUGAAUACUUCUUCAACUAAUACGAGUCUUUAACUCGUUUACAAAGUAUAUAUUUACAUACUUGGCUUUGAACUACGUUCGUUUUGGGGUUAUUGAUACGAUCUGUAUGCCAAAACUUGAGUUGGUGUGGCGUUCGGUGUUAGGUGGUUGUAGGUGGAUAGUCAACAUGAUACUCUAGACAUAGAUUUCUCCCUAGUUGGCACUGGUUAGCAAGGUGUUCCUGUAAUCCGGUAGUUUUAAUAGCCCUCACAUAAAUAGUAUGGCUGCAAGCCAAAUACAUAAUUCAGUUGUUGAUGAAUAAGUAGCAGCAAGACACAAAAGACGUUUCUUCUGAAUGGUGAUUCGGAUGUUGUCGUGUAUAAUAAAGAUUAUACUGAAGUAAAUGUUUUCAUUCACGGUGGCUGCGUUGCAUUUUUAUCGGUUAUGCACUGUAUAAAGUAUUAAGGUUUAUUUCUAAGCAAUAACGUCAUCAGAUGGUGGUUGGAGGUAUUCGACAGGAAGCUCUGAACCUAGGUUUCGUGCUACUUGGCAUUUGUCAGCAACGUGUACCUGUAAUCUUGAGGGAACUGAUGCUACCUGACGGAUUCGAUUCUGUGUCACCCAGCUUCACAGUCAAAGACGACAUAGAAAAUAUCCAAGGUUAAAACAUCGCCGCUGUAUAUCGCGAACUGACUGAAGCUGAGAUCUUACCAUUUUACCCAGUGAUUCUAAUUGUUAAAGGUGCACUUCAAUACCCGCAUAUCCUAAGUUCGAUUUCAAGUAAAGUCGUAGGUGUAUACUGUCAAAUAAUUCCAUACUAAGAUGACACAUCUAUCCAGUGCUUCUUAGUUUUUAAUGAUUAUCCCAGCUAAGAUAAAUCCGUCAUGAAUACUGUCUAUAUUCUCUAUCGUUAAUAUGACUUCCUUCUUUAUUUUAUACAGGCAUUUGCCAGCAGUAUCACUGGUGCUCUUGCAUCACAAGCAGUUUUAAUCGGUGUAGGUGUUGGGAACUCAUCAGCUACCAUAUUAAGUGCUAGUUUAACGUGGAUGUUUAAAGAUGGUUCAGGUAUGAUUGGAAGAAUUAUAUUUGCUGGUUAUCAUGGGUAGUGAUCGAUUGAUUUCUUAAAAUUAACUAUAUGAUACUACCUAUUAUCUUGUAGAAUUAAAUUAGACUGUGAUUGCAAAUUUUGGAGAUUUGUUGCUGAUAUCUUAAACGAUUGUGCUUUAUUCCUUGAACUAAUUUCUCCACUAUUCAAUGAUAUGUUCACACCGUUACUUUGUCUUGCUAAUGUACUUAAGUUUCCAGGGAUUACUUGCUCACUUGCGCCCGUUACUCCCAAUGGAGCAUAGGCCGCCAACCAGCAUUCUCCAACCCAAUCUGUCCUGAACCUUCCUUUCCAGUUCUGUCCAAUUUUUGUUCAUUUUUCUCAUGUCUGUCUCCAUUUCUCGACGUAAUGUGCUCUUUGGUUUUCCUCUUUCCCUUUGACCUUCAGGAUUCCAUAUGAGGACUUGCAUUAUGACACAGUUGGGUGCUUUCCUCAAUGUGUGUCUUAUCCACUUCCAGCGCUUCUUCCUGAUUUCUUUCUCCGCUGAGAUCUGGUUUGUUCUCUCUCACAUCUUUAGUUGGUGUCGCUGGUAGUGCAACACGUGCAGCUAUUGUUCAACAUCAAGCGACCAAUAAUAAUUUAGCUGAUGUAUCAGCUAAAGAUGGUAGUCAGGAAACCUUAUCUAAUUUGUUGGCAUGGUUACUUAACUUUAUUUUGUUAUAUAUGGUGACCGGUAAUCAAUUUUGUAUUUGGUUCUGUUUUAUUUGUUGUACUAUUGUACAUUUAUAUUCCAAUUAUCGUGCUGUAAAAUGUUUGAAAUUACGAACAUUCAAUCGUACACGUUUUCAUUUAGCUAUACAACAAUGGUUUGAACAACAAUUUUGUCAUGUUUUAAUGUCAAAUAAUAACAGUAAUAAUGAUGAUGUGAAUAAAAUAUCUGAAUAUCUUCUAAUGAAUAAAUCAUUUCCACAUGUUAUAUGGGUUAAUGAAUGUGAACCUAUCUUAUAUAAAACUGAUCAACCUACAAUUAUAAUGGGUUGUUCAUUGUAUAAAUUACCUAUUGAAGGACAGAAAUUACUACCUAAUUUGAUACGAUUAUGUGAGAAAAACAAUUACAUUUUGUAUUGUUCAAAUUGGGAAUGUAUUCAACAAGGCAACUCAAUUAAUCCAUUGACAAUGUAUAUCGUUCUAUUUUCUGAAUCGAAACCUUUGGAUCAGCUCAAAGCUAUGCUGCAUGUAGAAUUGAUAACAUUCAUAGUAAAGUAUCCCUUGAAAACAAUAUUACCUCAUAAAAUAUUGGAAGAAAUAAUUCAAGCAAGAGAUUAUUAUGAAUUUUUACAAUCUACUAUAAAUCUUGUCAAUCAAUUAUGGAAUCCAUUCAUGAAUUCAUUACAAUCAAAUCAUGAUUGGAAUUUAGAUUCAUUUCAAUUUGCAUCAGAUGUAUGGAGAUUAAAACGAAAUGAAUAAAAUAUCACAUAGAUCAAUUUGAUGAAGAGUUCAACUAUUGUAAUCUGUAUAUUUUCUAAUUGAUGGUUUUUUCAUUUGUAAUAAAUGUUUUGAUAUGAAUUUGAAAUGUUGAUAUAAAUUAGGAUGAACCAACUAAUCAGGUAAUAAGAUAUGAGGUCUUGGAUUUUGUUCACAAAAUUCACUCACCCAUUUGGCUAAAUAACUCCGUCUGUAGCUCUUCUAGAGUUACUGCCGGUUCCAAGCUCGGGUAAAGGAGGAGGGUUGGGCAUGGGUUUAACAACCCCCAUCCCGUAGAAAACUAACUCACUAAAAGAAACUUAACCAGAAUUUGGCCAAAUAGCUUCUUGACAUUAUAGUUUAUGUCAGUUCGUGAUGAAAAACCUGAAAUCUAAUUCUUAAUCAUCAACUGUAAAUGAUAAUUCGAAUUCCUCAAACAGAUUGAUAACGCCCCUAAAUUCUCUGGUACGGGUAUGUUCUCACACGCCCACACGCAUACAGCCUCUGCCAGGGAAGUCCUACUCACUGCUUUCUCGUGGCGGGGGGUGUUGUUUACGAAAAUGAGAGGACGAGAAGAGAAUGUCUGGCACUUUAACCGGAUCCAAAACCAAUGGUGGACAUGGGCUCCGGCAUCCUGCGGGAACAAAUGGCGUAUGAACCAAUCGUUGGUCACCGGCUACCAUGGAACUACAUUUCCUCAUGAUGCUUCACUGCCUUGUGGGUCGAACCUUUAGGUACAAGGCUCGGGGUAUGGCCACCUAAGUAAACCACCAGCUUCGGUCUAGGCACCCGGGCAGUAUCACAGCCCACACACAAACAGAAUGAAAUGACGAUACUUACGGGAAAUACUAUACUUGCUUCGAUUAACGAGUGUGGCGCAUAUAUAUUUGGUGCCAUCUUGUACCAAUAUUUAUGUGUUCAAAUAAUAAAAUAAAAUAUUUGAUCCUAGUUAUUAGGCGGACACUCUCAAUGUUACCUUAACGUCAAUCAAAGAUCAUCCAUAAAUUAUAGUCUCAUCUUUAAGAUGAAUUUAUUAUCAAGCAUUUCUAAGCAUUUUUCUGCGUAUUUAGCGGGUGAAUGUUGCAUAUAAGCUUAAUCUAAAUUGAGUAUUAGACGUCUAAUUCUAACUUUAAACUAAGAUUUUUAUCCAGUGAGUUAGGACACACUAGAAAAAUAUGUUCAUUGAAUAUGCAUGUACAGGAAUUUAUAUGGUUAACA